CAAACUCUCUCCAUACCGGACAUCUCGUCUCAUCAACGACAAGUUCUGGCAUCCUGUCAUAAGCCCUGUGAUUCGGCCUAUUACACUUCUGCAACACUCUCAUUCCCUCCAUAACUUUCAAACUAUGGCUGGACCAACUAAGUCACAAAGCAUUUUGGAUAAUGCACGUAUAGCUCCUGAAAUAUAUGAGCUACGCCCAGACUACCGAGCUCUUCUUAUGGUAGUCGAAGGCAUCCCCCCAGGACCUAGCGAUGCAACUAGUGAGGCGAUGUUGAGGGAAGCAGAAGAACAUGUCAAGAGCCUCACGUCGUCUCAGUCCGUCAUUGAGCUCCCUCAUAUUGCAGCCUGGCGCGAGGCUUACAAGGCCUUUGGCGCCAAGCCCCAGCGCACUCGUAACAGCCUGGAAGCCCUGACACUUCGUGUUGAUAAGGGCGGUCUGCCGCGCGUCAACCGAUUGACAGACAUAUACAAUGCGAUAUCUGUCAAACAUCAGAUCCCCUUUGGUGGUGAGGAUCUGGAUAAAUAUAAUGGCGCGCCUUUCCUGAUCCGCGCUACUGGAAAGGAAGAAUUCCACACUACGUCUAGUGGCCAGCCAGCGACGGAGCUAGCAGCCCCUGGAGAACCUAUCUGGUGUGACAGCACUGGCAUUACCUGUCGGCGAUGGAACUGGCGACAAGGUCCACGGACGGCGCUGACGAACGAGAGCACCCGUGUUCUCUUUAUUCUGGAUGCUCUAAAUCCACUUUCCAAUGAAGAGCUUGUUGGGUCUGCUGAAGAACUUGUCGGUGCACUCAAGGUGCUGGCUCCGGAAGUGACCACAUCUUAUCGAAUCCUCAGCCGUCCUGAACAGGCCAGUUAAGCUAGUUCUAAUCGAUAUGGCAACUGAGAGCUAUGGUAUCAUUCACCCUCUCAUAUUCUCUGUGUUCUUUUGUCAUACUUGUUCACACUAGCCAAGAUCCAAAAAUUUGGAGGUUGGCAGAAGCCACUGGCGCCUGGUAAUCACUUUCAUUUGCGAAUAGCAAGUGCCAUUAAUCAAUGGCAGCAAAGACUGUAUGUCAAAUUGACCUUGGCUGCAUUUUGCUCUCAAUUGAUAAAGGCCUUUCACUUAGUUUACUAGAGUCAUCAAACGUGGGCCUUGUAGACUUCACUAUUCAAGCUGUCAGUCGCUACAAUUAUGUCAAUACACAUUCUGCUAGAAUCCA
Messenger RNA from Fusarium oxysporum Fo47, 1202 nucleotides. RefSeq names its product Phenylalanyl-tRNA synthetase. The coding region runs from base 125 to 859 and encodes 244 amino acids. The record is from RefSeq and is a predicted model, not a curated record. The transcript has a single exon. Gene Ontology annotation, molecular function: RNA binding; phenylalanine-tRNA ligase activity. NCBI's taxonomy places the organism in Eukaryota, Fungi, Ascomycota, Sordariomycetes, Hypocreales, Nectriaceae.